Molecule: messenger RNA, 1842 nt
Organism: Spinacia oleracea (spinach)
Lineage: Eukaryota; Viridiplantae; Streptophyta; Magnoliopsida; Caryophyllales; Amaranthaceae
Exons: 8
Coding region: 228-1427 (399 amino acids)
Source: RefSeq, a predicted model, not a curated record
CGACUUGCUGCCUAAUUCUUCUUUCUGUUUGCGGUCUGGUCUAUCUUUUCAGGGUUUGGGUUUUUGGGUUCUCAUAAAUCAUAAUCUCCCUUGAUAUUGACCAAAUCCACAAAUUUUCCUAUUUUGGAACGAUUCUUCAUCGUAUUAUUUUUUAAAAAAGUUUAUCAUUUAUAUUGAUGAUCCUUUGUGUUUGGAUUUUUGAUGAUUGGUGAAAUUUGGGAAAAUAAAUGGGGAAGCAACGAUCUCUUCGUAGUAAAGCAGUCAAUCUUUUCUCAGACUUCACCACUAUCCUACUUAACCCCAUUUCUGAUAAAAUCUCCAAGAAUCCCCCUUCUCCUUCUGAGAAUGAUGAAAUGGACUCAGAGGAAAGUCAGCAAGAGUCAAUUUGUGAAGAGGGUUCUUUAAAUUCAGUUGAUGGACCUGAUACCUCAUCUUUUACUGCCUUUCUUUAUUCUCUAUUAAAAGAUGAUUACUUUAGUGCCGAAAGAGAAGAUGGACAGCAGAAUAAUGAUAAUAGUACUAAUAAUAUAGCAACUGUUAAAGUUGAAUCAGAACCUGAAACUGGAGCUGGAGCUGAAAUCAAGCCUGAACCUGUAAUGGCAGAACCUGAAAAAGUGAGUGUAGUGAAAGAGAGUAGUGGAAAGAGAGGGUUGAUUUCUAAGGGGAGACAGUCUAUUGGUAAAGCUAUGAAUUAUGCAACCAGAUUAGCAUGGUUCCGGAGUCAAGCAUCCGAGAGAACGCCAAAGUCUGAAGCUAAAACUGAUGGUAAAGAUGGUAAUCAAGAUGGAGGAAACAUGAGUCCAAUAGAGAGGACAAAUGAACAGAUUUUAUCACUGGCUGAACUCCCAGACAUGUCUGAAAAGUCAUUGCUUCUUUCAGAGAAAACCAGGAUCAUACUCUAUGCUUCCCUUCCAGCCCUUGUUAAAGGACGAAAAUGGGUGUUGCUCUACAGCACAUGGAGGCAUGGCAUUUCACUCUCAACCCUUUAUCGGAAGAGCCUGCUCUGCCCUGGCUUGAGCCUGCUGGUGGUUGGUGAUCGAGGAGGUGCAGUUUUUGGUGGCUUGGUCGAGGCACCACUUAAACCUUCUAAAAGCAGGAGGUAUCAGGGGACAAAUAGCACAUUUCUUUUUACUGAUGUAGCUGGCCAACCAGCUAUUUAUCGUCCCACAGGUAUAAAUCGGUAUUAUACAGUGUGUUCUCCUGAUUUCCUUGCACUGGGUGGUGGUCGUCACUUUGCACUAUACCUUGACAGCGAUCUAUUGAAUGGAUCAAGUGCUGCAUCUGACACCUAUGGCAAUUCUUGCCUUGCUCUUUCAGAAGAUUUCGCCGUUAAAGAAGUUGAGUUAUGGGGCUUCGUAUAUGCUUCAAAGUACGAGGAAAUUCUUGCUUUAAGUCAGAAUGAGCUACCUGGUAUAUGUAGAUGGUGACUUUUGUAAGAAGUCAAUAAUACCGGAGUGAUUACGCUCUGGGAUCAUGAUUUUGCCGGAUAUUAGGUGCUCUUUUAACUAACUUUGGAAUGCCCAACAUUGUAUAUAUUGCAACUGCAUCCUCCACUGUUAUACCAUGACAAUGGAAAGAAACCUACUGCUUUUGUACAGAUUAUGUAUAGAGUACCAGCAGAAGUUCAAUCAUCACUGGUUUAGAUUUGUAAAACCUACUGUUACCCAUGAAGAUUUUAACAUGUCAAUCUAGAAAUCUCAACUCUUUUCAUCCCUAGCAAGAACAAAAAGGUAAAAUGUGCAGUAGCUAAUUUGGUUGCUACUUUCACCUAGACUGAACCGAACUGUUGAGACCUUUCUGCACUGGUAUUGUAAUACUCCUUAUGUCUCGUUUCACUUUUUC